AUGCCUUACAAUCCACCACCGCCAUUCGAUAAAUGUGCUUCAUUUGAAGACCACGCCAGAUUGUCUGAUAUGAUCAGCUGCAUCGUAGACUUCGUACAAGCAUCGACGAAUUUAGCGACUACAUUGCGAGAUAAACAAAGCUCUUUUACAGGAACUGAAAAGAAAAUUAAGGAAUACCAAGAAGUGCAAGUGUUCAAUUUGGAAGAUUUUCCGUGGUUUCUGGAGAACUUAGAGCAAGUUUUUCAAAGUAUACCGAUCAACUCGAUGGCACUCGUCGAGUAUCCCUUGUUCCAUUUCACUCCAGAGCAACUAGACGACAUGCAACCUAGAUCCUAUAGGUUAGUGGAUAAUUAUGAAUUCGGUGAUGUGAAUGUGAAUGAUUCAGAAGACACCAUUCCGAGUUUCGCUUUCGAACAGUACAGUGACUCAGAGCAGACAAUUAAUUCUUUUAACUUACAAGAAAAUUUUGAGGUUUUCAAUACGGAAAUCAAUACCGAAUGCACCAAGAUUAUUGAAAAAGAUCAGGAAGUUUUAUUGAAGAUUGAUGAUACAAAGAUAGAAACUGGUGUUAAUGCAAAUAUAAUAAGGGAACUUAUUGAGGAAAAUAUUUUGCAAAUUCAAUCUUACAGAACACAAGCUUCUUCUGAUGGUGAAAAUGAAAAAGUGGAUGUAAAAAAGACUGUUGAAAAAAAAGAAAUGCACAUACUCAAUGAAAAAUCUGUGUCUGAUACUAUUCAAAACCACCAUUGCGAAAAACCAAACAUUAUUAUUUUAUCUGAGAUGCCAAAGCCUGAGACAUCAGUUUGCAAAGUACUCAAAAAGAAUGUUCAACCCAUUGAAAAGUCAACAAAUAAGUCUUACAGUGAAAUACAUGAUAAAAUAUCCAAAAUUCAAAAGCAAUCCAGUAAAAAACCAAUCGAUAAAGUUUCGCCUGGAACAUUCAAGAAACGGCCAAUCAAGAGUCCUUCCGAAUCAGUUGCUAUUCAAAGUGACAACUUGUUAGAAAUAAUUUCUGAGUCUAAGCAUAACACGCCUAAUAAAAUCCCUGAAACUAGUAAAAAGCCUCAGAAAAAUUUGCUCCAGAAACCUGAAGAAAAAUCUACAAAGUUCCAACGAAACUCUGUAGGUUUCAAGUUAGAAACAGAGGUGCGAAGAUUAAGCAUAAGCAAGCAAGAAGAAAUUCGGUUUAGGAAAAAUACACCGAUUCAAAAAACAAGAGAACCUUCUACAACUUCAAGGAAUGCAAAAAUUAAAAAGUUUGUAGUUAAAGGACCAGUUGAUUUCGUCACAAAAAAUAUUGUAAAUUGUUUAAAUUUGGCGAAAAUAAAAGCAUCUAAUUCAAAAUACUUCAACGAUGCACCUGCACCUAUCAGAAAAUCUCGAUCGUUACCAACCGAUAAUAACAAAGUGGUUAUUAAUCAUCCAAAACCUUCAGCUCAGCCAAGAGUUCCUGUGGAAAUAAAAAGUUGCCUGAAAAAACCGCUAAGCUCGAUUCAAGAAGAAAAUCUUAGAAGUGUUGCCAACUUGGAAAAAGCAAGAUCUAUUUUAAAAUGCCCCGUUAUGAAACAAGAUUCUUUGAAAUUGUCGGCAGCUGAAAAUCUUAAAAAAGCUUCGCAUUUAUUGAAAGUGGCUGAAGAAAAGGUUUUAAAACCAACUAGUGCUGUAACGAAAUCUGGAUCAUCUAAUAGAAAACUGAGAUAA
Molecule: messenger RNA, 1701 nt
Organism: Ceutorhynchus assimilis (cabbage seed weevil)
Lineage: Eukaryota; Metazoa; Arthropoda; Insecta; Coleoptera; Curculionidae
Source: the annotation of a GenBank genome assembly